This is a messenger RNA of Peronospora belbahrii, 2520 nucleotides long. Lineage: Eukaryota; Oomycota; Peronosporomycetes; Peronosporales; Peronosporaceae. The record is from the annotation of a GenBank genome assembly.
AUGCCCUCAAAGCACGCCUUCGUCGCGCUGCAGGACCGCUAUGUGAGCUCUUUAGCGGUGGCUUGUUGCCCUACUAUGGACCUUAUUGCAGUACUCACCCUUGAACAUCACCUCGUAGUUCACCGGACAACAUCGUGGCAAAAGUUGCUACACAUUAAUCCAUCAGACGUCAGUUUUGAGAUGAUGACGUUGGCCUGGAGACCGGAUGGACUGCAGCUCGCAGUCGGGUGUGACGACGGAGACGUGGCAAUUUUCGAAAUCGAGUCCGGAGAAAUCUUGCCUCAAAGACGCAGCAACUUUUGCCAUAAACAUUGCAUCACUGCUAUGCACUGGGCUCAGGCUACUAGAGAUGGGACUUUGAAUCGUGAUUCUACAGCCAAACGACGUCGUCGGAAGGUUUGUGGAGCUGUCGGUAAUUUCUGGAGCUCUCAUGACACGAUGUCCCAGUCAAAAGUAAAGUUUCAACAUCGAGCGUCGAGGUUUCUUGGGGAUGACUGUAAAACUGCGCACCCUGAUACACUACUAGUCACUGCUGAUGAACGGGGUUUUAUUGCAUUGUGGUGGAUGGGCAGAGUACUUCUUACCCGCAUCGAUGUGAGUAAACACUUUACUGACGAUGAGUUCCGGAUAUUAGACUCGAUGGGGCAUCAACGAGGUGAAGCAGGUGGCUUCCGUGUUGAGCAGGUGAGUUUUGCGCCAGACUUAUCGUUUAUUUCCGUUGUGCUCGUCUUUAUGGGUGAUGGCAGCGGCCAAGCGGGUAAAGCAGUAGAUGAAAAAGAGUCGAAGCUGUAUCGAAUAUUGGCCUUAGAUAUGACGGCAGUUUGUGACAUUCUCGAAGAUGUGGCACUUGUGGCGAACAUAAUCGAUUGCGUGAACACACUGUUUGAUCAGAUUGCUUUGUACAGUCGACAAGUGAGCACUGAAUGGAAAAAUGCAACUCGCAUCUUUGAGCUCAAGAUGGGGCUAAUCGGGCUACUUUAUGAAAAGUACGCAUGCGAAGAUUUGCCGCAAGAAGAUAUGUUGUCAGUAUUAGUGACGGGUAUCACCCCGCCUGCACUGGCUCAGUAUUUUGCUCAAGACAUUCAAGAGAUGAGCGUGUAUCGAAUGCAGAAAGCCAUAUUCAGUGGUUGUGAGUCGCUUACAGUACUGGCUGAAAGCAAAGUGAAGCCUGCCUUAGUUAAAGUCCAGUUUCUUUUGUCCGAGUUGCGUGGCCACGCUAGGUGGAAUGAAAAUUACGCAGCUACUCUGGGAAUCACUACUAGUGCCCUUGACGACCUCGUCCAGGCAACACAAGAUGCCCUCGUUGAAUUGGAGGCACUUAUAUUAGCCAUACACGAGACUCACCAGGAUUUUGCGCUCUUUUUUCAGUGGAUAUUAGAACGUGUCCGUAUUCACACAAACUCAAAUCGGUCGAGAGGGGAAGCAAGUGCUACAGCAAAUGGUGGUCGGGAUGUAAAAGAUCCAAGUGGCUCAAAAUCUCUUCUAAACUUGCGGCGCCUGUGUGAUUUCUUACAACGUGCUGCAAAAGCUGCUCAACAUUUCCGACUGCAACAAUCAAGUGACAAUGUGUACAAAGUCGAAACAACGUUUGGGAACUUGUUGUCUUUCCAGCUAGCAGCGCGGCCAAUCCCAUUAAAAGGCAAUACGGAAAAUUUGGGUGUAGGAUUCCCUGCCCGCGUUACGUGUAUCCAACAUCAUUGGUUAGUCUUACUGGACACGAUGGCAGAAACACUAGCGCUUGCAACUAGGCGUGAAAAGAGUGGGGGCUUUACGAUUGGUAACGCCAGUAACACUGUAGAAGAAUGUCACCUACAUUUUCGGCAGCCAUUCAGCAAACUGAGAUUGGAUGAAAUUGCCAAAAACGAUGAUCAGAGUGAUGACGAGCAAAACUGUGAAGAGACAAUUGAUUGGAACUCCCUCAACCACUACGGGUGCAUGAGGGAUGACCAGGCCGAAUGCAAUACGAUGAUGGCCGGCUUUCGAUUACAUUCGGGCGUUCUAUUGCUUCUGCGUGCAUCUCAAGGUGUGGAUUAUCCUCAUCUUCGCCACAAGUCGCCCUUAAAUUUGAUUUGGGAUGCUGCGGUAAUAAGUUUUUCAGGAGGGUCUUCUGCAGAUAUUAUUCGUUGCCAAAGCUUUGACUUUUACGGAGAUAGGUCAUUGGAAAGGCAACAAAUGCUUGCAUUCGUAGUGAAUCACACUGUUGAUGGUCAGGUGCACGAAGAGUGGUUGUAUCUCCAGUCGUACGACAACGUUGAGUUCUCGCAUACAAAGUUAACUGGCUCAUUUGAGGCGAUCAUUGCCCAAAGCGUCAUCCAACCCUUUAAUCUUGACCAUUCUCGAGGACGAGUCGUUGCUUCGCCUUCAACUUCCUCGCAGUCCGCUAAAAACGUGACUUCUGUGAUUUCGGCUGCAGCUCGAGGAGUUUUGUGCGUCAUCUUACCACCCAAUCGCUUAGUUGUGUUCGAUGCAGAAGACUGCGAAGAUGAUGACAGCGAAAAUGAAGAUGUUGUGACUGACUAA